Molecule: messenger RNA, 3556 nt
Organism: Vicugna pacos (alpaca)
Lineage: Eukaryota; Metazoa; Chordata; Mammalia; Artiodactyla; Camelidae
Gene: ENTPD7
Product: ectonucleoside triphosphate diphosphohydrolase 7
Biological process (GO): CTP metabolic process; UDP catabolic process
Cellular component (GO): Golgi apparatus; membrane
Molecular function (GO): GDP phosphatase activity; ribonucleoside triphosphate phosphatase activity; UDP phosphatase activity
Source: RefSeq, a predicted model, not a curated record
UUGGCUCCCUGCGGUUUCCUUGGGGACGUGGCGCCGCCGGCGGCUCAGGCCUCCUUCCGGCUGGGUAAGAGGCCGCGGAGAGCACCUCCAGACCCAGCAGAGCGGUGCUGAGGAAGCCGGCGGGCUUCUCGACCCGCUGCAGACUUAGGAGAUGCCUGGGACAAGGAGACCACCUUCUCAGGGCAAAAGGAAAAGGAGGUGACAGGCACUGAGACCACUGAAGGGAACCCAUGGCUAGGAUCAGUUUUUCCUACCUCUGCCCAGCCUCCUGGUACUUCACUGUGCCCACAGUGAGCCCAUUUCCCCGUCAGCGGGUGGCAUUCCUAGGACUCUUUUUGAUAUCCUGUCUCCUUUUACUUAUGUUAAUCAUGGACUUUCGACAUUGGGGUGCUUCAUUACCACAAGAUAGGCAAUAUGAAAGAUAUUUGGCUCGAGUAGGGGACCUUGAAGCUACUGACACUGAAGACCAAAAUCUGAACUAUGGACUUGUUGUGGACUGCGGCAGCAGCGGCUCCCGGAUUUUUGUUUAUUUCUGGCCAAGACAUAAUGGGAACCCCCAUGACUUGCUGGACAUCAAACAGAUGAGAGACCGAAAUAGCCAACCAGUGGUUAAAAAAAUCAAGCCAGGAAUCUCUGCAAUGGCAGACACUCCAGAACAUGCCAGCGAUUACCUUCGUCCUCUGCUGAGCUUUGCGGCUGCUCAUGUGCCUGUGAGGAAGCACAAGGAGACCCCCCUUUACAUCCUUUGCACAGCAGGCAUGAGGCUUCUCCCUGAGAGAAAGCAAUUGGCUAUCUUGGCUGAUCUAGUGAAAGAUUUACCUCUGGAGUUUGACUUCCUCUUUUCGCAGUCUCAGGCAGAAGUGAUCUCUGGGAAGCAGGAAGGAGUUUAUGCAUGGAUUGGAAUCAACUUUGUUUUGGGAAGAUUCGACCAUGAGGAUGAAUCAGAAUCUGAGGCUCCCCAGGAAUUGGCAACAGGGCGCAGAAGGACGGUAGGGAUACUGGAUAUGGGAGGAGCCUCUCUCCAGAUUGCUUAUGAAGUUCCUACCUCAACUUCUGUUCUUCCUCCACAACAGGAAGAAGCUGCGAAGAUCUUGCUGGCUGAAUUCAACCUGGGCUGUGAUGUUCAACACACUGAACAUGUGUACAGGGUUUAUGUCACAACCUUUCUGGGUUUUGGAGGCAACUUUGCGCGGCAGCGCUAUGAAGACCUUGUGUUGAAUGAAACUCUUAACAAAAACAGGUUGCUGGGCCAGAAGACAGGUCUGAGUCCCGACAAUCCAUUCUUGGAUCCCUGCCUGCCUGUAGGACUCACAGAUGUGGUGGAGAGGAACAGCCAGGCUCUGCAUGUCCGAGGAAGAGGGGACUGGGCAGCUUGUGGGGCCAUGCUGAGCCCCCUGCUGGCUCGCUCCAACACCAGCCAGGCCUCGCUGAACGGCAUCUACCAGUCGCCAAUUGACUUCAACAACAGCGAGUUCUACGGUUUCUCUGAGUUCUUUUACUGUACAGAGGAUGUGUUGCGCAUUGGUGGCCGCUACCACGGGCCAACAUUUGCCAAGGCUGCUCAGGAUUACUGUGGCAUGGCUUGGUCAGUACUCAAUCAGAGAUUCAAGAAUGGCCUCUUUUCUUCACAUGCAGAUGAGCAUCGACUCAAAUAUCAGUGUUUUAAAUCAGCUUGGAUGUACCAAGUUCUCCAUGAAGGAUUCCACUUUCCCUAUGACUACGCAAACCUGCAGACAGCCCAGCUGGUCUAUGACCGAGAGGUUCAGUGGACGCUGGGAGCCAUUCUGUAUAAAACACGCUUCUUACCACUCAGGGAUCGACGGCAGGAAGGUGUCCGACAGGCCCAUGGUAGCUGGUUCCGUCUCUCCUUUGUCUACAACCACUAUCUCUUCUUCGCCUGUAUCCUAGUGGUACUACUGGCCAUCAUCCUAUACCUUCUGCGACUACGCCGAAUUCAUCACCGACAAACCCGAGCCUCAGCCCCACUGCUGUGGAUUGAGGAGGUGGUGCCCAUGAUUGGGGUACAGGUGGGGCCGUGAGGCUGGACAAGUUCUCAAGAAGCUCAGCUACCCCAGAGUUGCUGCCCAUCAAACUCCACCACUUCCUGAUACUGGCCUCAGAUGCUGUUUUGCCUGAUGUGGAUAUUUGGCCUUGGAAUUUCUACUUUAGUAUCUACUUUAAUUCCAUCUCAAUAUCCAGGUCCUCUUCUCUGAGAGAAGCUGUAAUUUAGUCUGUGAAGAACUAAAUGAAAGAUUGGUGCUAACAAAGGGGACCAAUUUUAGUCCAAUUGAAGCAUGCUUCUCCUUUAGCUGGGAGGUCUGGUGUGUUCCUGGGAUCUAGACUUUUUAUCCCUUGCUAAAGCAUGAAGUUUGGCAUUGGGCACACUAGCAACCUGGUUGAAACCAAAUCUGGAGCAUCUGAUACAAAGCUGAAGACAUUCUAGCAAGGGCAGCAGCCCCUUCUUUCUCUGUAACAGAGAUAUUUUUAUGUGGAGAUCCACAGUCUUUAAUAGGGAUCCAAGAUCUUUCUUUGCAGUUCAGUGGAACAGAUAUGAAUUUGCAGGCAACCAAAAUACAACCUCCUCACUUACUUGACAAAGAAGCCAUUAUGGGUGUGGUCCAAGAUCCCUGACAUACAGUUGAUGUUAAGUUUGUGAUUUUAAAAGUUAGAACCCUUUCUAAAUGAAUGGUCCAUUGAAGAUUUUAAUAGUAUGUUAUCAGAUGCCUGGUAUGACCAGGAUAGAAACAUUUUCCAUGUCUAUGUGCCUCAUAGGCUGUUUGGGCAUUAAUUUUUCUUUCUGAGCCUUAAAUAUGCUUGUAGGAAUGGAGAAAUUGUGAUGGGGACUGGAAGCCUAGAUUUGUCUGGUUUCAGGUCACUGUCCUCUGGGCCUAUUUUUUUGUCUUAUGUAGGAAGAUUCAAAAAGAGUUCCUUUAUUUCACUGCAAAGGCCAGUAUGUAGUUGGAGAAGGGAUGCAUUUGGGCUGUUUUUAAAGAAAGAAAGAACAGUAUCAGGAUGGUGGGCAAAGGCAAUACAUUCCAAGUUCUUAUUAAUGUUUUUCUGAGAAAUAGAAGUUUUCUUCAUUCAACUCUUGGAAUAUCUGAAAAGAAGCAAAUCUCAAACUUUGGGAUGAAUAGAUAAAUCUGUUAAUAAGCCACGUAGCAACUUUCAGAAAUUAUUUAAGAGAUUUCUCAAUCACAAACAGCAUUUCUAUUAAUGAGAGAGAAAAUGCUGUAGUAAUUACAUUCUCAUCUGUGACCCUUCAGGAGCUUUGCUUCUUGUCUACAUUGAGUCUUUAAAUUGCAUGAGGAUUUCUUUUUCAUCAACUCCCACCUUCCCUCAUGGAACCCUCUUUAUGCUUUGUCCUUUUAAUGUCUGCAUAGCUUAGAAUGUCCUGCCCAAGAAUAUUCUCCCAGAGUUGAAGUAGUUUCCUUUUUUGUCAGCUCUGAGUUCUAGGAUUACAUGAGUAGGGGAAAGGUCCUUGACUUUAAAGGGAAAAAAAGUGGAAUUCUUUUUUUUUUUUUUGCGGGGGGUGGUGGUGGUGAUUAGGUUUAUUUAU